Telopea speciosissima is the source of this 1521-nucleotide messenger RNA. Its product is annotated as UDP-glycosyltransferase 73C3-like. Gene Ontology annotation, molecular function: UDP-glycosyltransferase activity. NCBI's taxonomy places the organism in Eukaryota, Viridiplantae, Streptophyta, Magnoliopsida, Proteales, Proteaceae. The transcript has a single exon. The record is from RefSeq and is a predicted model, not a curated record. Bases 1 to 1521 code for a protein of 506 amino acids.
AUGGCUUCUUACAUUGAUGAUAACCAUGCGCUUCACUUCAUUCUGAUUCCUUUGAUGGCUCAAGGCCACAUGAUUCCAAUGACAGACAUAGCCAGAUUGCUAGCCCAACAAGGCGUUACCGUCACUAUCGUCACUACCCCACUUAACGUUUUUCGAUUCAAAUCCAUCAUUGAUCGAGCCACCCAAUCUGGCCUUCGAAUCCGACUUCUCCAACUUCGUUUCCCAUCUACAGAAUUUGGAUUACCAGAUGGGUGUGAAAAUCUCGACAAUCUCCCCUCACGAGAAAUGAUCAAAAACUUCUACGAAGCUGCGAGCAUGCUCCAACCGGCCUUAGAACAAGCACUUCAAGAAAUGGAACCACACCCAAGCUGCUUAAUCUCCGAUAUGGCUCUUCCAUGGACAUCUCAUACGGCUCUUAAGUUUGGAAUUCCAAGGUUUUACUUCAAUGGUAUGUGUUGCUUCAGUCUCUUGUGCAACCAAAACUUACUCCGUUACAAGCCACAUGAAAGUGUCCAAUCCGAUUCGGAGCCAUUUGUGGUUCCAGGCAUGCCACAUCGAAUCGAGCUAACAAAGGAUCAGCUACUGAGAACUGUUUGUGACGAUGAAUCCUCUUUCCAAGAAUAUCGAAUACAAAUGAGAGAAUCUGAGCGAACAUCAGAUGGUGUGUUGAUCAACAGUUUUUACGAAUUGGAAACUUGUUAUGUGGAUGAGUAUCAGAAGCUUAUGGGGAAGAAAGUUUGGUGUGUUGGCCCUGUUUCACUAUACAACAAGGAAGCUUCAGAUAAGGCUGAGAGAGGUAAUAAAGCAGCCAUUGAUCCUCAUCAAUGCUUGGAAUGGUUGGAUUCAAGAGAAACAGAGUCUAUCAUUUACGUUUGUCUUGGAAGCCUCUGUCCCUUGGCUCCUUCACAAUUGAUAGAGAUUGGGUUAGCUUUGGAGAGAUCAAACCACCCAUUCAUAUGGGUGAUCAAACAAGGCAACAAUAAUAAACCAUCAGAAGAGUUUGAGAGAUGGUUAUCGGAAGAAAGAUUCGAAGAGAAGACCAAAGGAAGAGGGCUUUUGAUUUGGGGCUGGGCGCCACAAGUGUUGAUCUUGUCGCAUAGGGCGGUGGGAGUGUUCAUAACACAUUGUGGGUGGAAUUCGACUCUGGAAGGGGUGAGCGCAGGUGUGCCUAUGAUAACAUGGCCAAUGUUUGGAGAUCAAUUCUAUAACGAGAAGGUCAUUGUGCAGAUUUUGGGGAUUGGAGUAAGGGUUGGUGUGGACAUCUCUGUUAACAUCGGAGAAGGUGAAAAGGUUGGGGUGUAUGUGAAGGGAGAAGAGGUUGAGAAGGCUAUAGGGUUGUUAAUGGAUGGUGGAGACGAAGGAGAAGUGAUAAGGAAGAAAGCGAGAGAGGUUGGGGAGAUAGCAAGGAAAGCAGUUGAAGAUGGGGGUUCUUCUUAUCUCAACAUUUCACUCUUUGUUCAAGAUAUCAAGCGUCAGGUUGCAGAGAAACAUUCAGAAACAAACAAGAAGGAGAGGAGUUGA